AUGCGGUGCAAUAUAAAACGAUUAUUCACUUUGGCUAUCGGAGUUUUCGCUGCGACACUUGUCAUCAUCUCGUUUUCAAAUAACACCUAUGAGCGAGAAUGGAAGCAGGGACCACAGUCAAACGAAGCUCGGAUAAUGGGCCACGCGAUUCCAGAUGCACCCGAGUUCCCAGUCGGUCAGAAUAGUCUUCCUCACCAACCACUACCACCAAGUCUUGGCGAGAAAAACUUGAGCGAUCCAUUCAACUUCAUAUACCCAUCAAAUAAAGUAACGCUGCGAAAACUCUUUGAUCUCACGAAAGACGUCAAUUUUGAUCUGCUCAAGAAAAAUGAGUGUAGAUCGAAUACUACACUUUCAAAAUAUUGGGAGAACUCUCAGCAGAGAUAUGUACCGGAAGAUGACAACUGGGAAAGGUUCUACUCAAACAUUGGAAGUUGUUCAGUGUACUCUGAUGAUCAGAUGAUUGACAACUUGCUUCACGAUCUCAACACAAGUCCCAUCAAACACGUGCACAUUAUGGAUGGUGGCACCCAGGUCAAAUUUGUGUUCACAUUCAAAAAUGACAAACAGGCAGUAUUCAAGCCGAUGAGAUUUGGUCGCGAUUAUGAAUCGGAUCCCAAUCAUUUCUACUUCAGUGAUUUUGAAAGACACCAUGCAGAAAUCGCAACGUUCCAUCUAGACAGGGUUCUCGGAUUCCGAAGGGCAAUUCCAACUGUUGGCCGAGUCCUGAAUAUGACAACAGAACUUUUCGAAAAAGCUGAGAAAAAAUUAAAGAAGACAUUCUUCUUCUCACCAGCCAAAAAUUUCUGUUUUGUGUCUCGUUGCGACUACUACUGUGACACAACACACGCCAUUUGUGGUCUUCCCGAUAUGAAGGAAGGAAGUGUUCAAGUAUUUCUUCCGGACGAAUCAGCAGUGCCACGGAAACAUAACAGGAGUCCUUAUAGAAGAACAUACUCCAAAAAGAAUCAAGUAGCCGAGUGGCAAUCGAGUAUGAACUACUGCACAGAGAAAGUAAAAACCAAGAAACAAUACGCUCAUGGUCGCAGGUUAUUGGAUUUGGUUGAUAUUCAUAUUUUGGAUUAUUUAAUAGGUAACCAAGACCGUCACCACUUUGAGUCUUUCAACGUGUUCACUGAUCUCCCCUCUUAUGCUAUCCAUCUCGACCAUGGAAGAGCAUUUGGCAGAUCAGACAUCGACGAUGACGACAUCAUUCUCCCACUUCGACAAUGUUGUAUCAUCCGACCGUCAACUUUUCAAACACUGCUGAACUUUUAUGGUUCUCCGAAAUCGCUGACGAAAGCGUUGCAUGAAUCAUUAUCAAAAGAUCCGGCUCAUCCAAUCCUUGCAUAUAAACACUAUCCAGCGAUGGAAAGGCGAUUAGCUAAAGUGAUGCACUACUUAUUGGAAUGUAUCGAGCAACGAGGAGUGUCUGAAGUCCUGAUACCCGAGUAUAAUAAUCCUGAUGUGUCGAAUGUUGGACAGAAUGAUGACGAGCAGAGUGAAGAACAUCAGGACAAGAAAGACGAGAAGAAAACAGUCUAG
Caenorhabditis remanei is the source of this 1545-nucleotide messenger RNA. RefSeq lists its product as uncharacterized. The record is from RefSeq and is a predicted model, not a curated record. Gene Ontology annotation, molecular function: protein serine/threonine kinase activity. Gene Ontology annotation, cellular component: Golgi apparatus. The transcript has 8 exons. The coding region runs from base 1 to 1545 and encodes 514 amino acids. Gene Ontology annotation, biological process: protein phosphorylation. Lineage: Eukaryota; Metazoa; Nematoda; Chromadorea; Rhabditida; Rhabditidae.